Molecule: messenger RNA, 474 nt
Organism: Anthostomella pinea
Lineage: Eukaryota; Fungi; Ascomycota; Sordariomycetes; Xylariales; Xylariaceae
Source: the annotation of a GenBank genome assembly
AUGGAGGCCAUCGGGGCGGGAGCUAACGUGGCCGCAUUCGUCGUGAUCGGACUGCAGCUCGCCAAGAAUGUCUACAAGACGCUAUCCACAAUCAAGGACGGGCCUGCAAUUGUCCAAAGAGUUGCGAACGAUGUCAAUCAGCUUCACUGGAUCCUGGAGCAGCUCCGGCACUCUCAGGCGGCUGUUCACGACGCCUCUUUGGCAGGACACAUAGGGCUAUGCGUCCAGGAGCUCAGCUCGGUAGCAGAUACCGUCCAGAAGCUUCAGUUCUCGUCAAACGAGUUGACAACCGGCAACAUGUGGAAGAGGUUCAAGUCCUUCCUUGACGAGAAGAGUUUGGACAUGAUCAGCGCCCAGGUUACCCGGCACGCUGCGAGCCUCAGCUUGCGACUGAACAUCAUAUCAAGGUUAGUUUACCCGCAAUACCGUUAUGCCUGGACUAUCUCUAUUGUGUCUUACAAGCUCAAGCAAUGA